This is a messenger RNA of Impatiens glandulifera, 966 nucleotides long. Its product is annotated as Golgi SNAP receptor complex member 1-1-like. The record is from RefSeq and is a predicted model, not a curated record. Lineage: Eukaryota; Viridiplantae; Streptophyta; Magnoliopsida; Ericales; Balsaminaceae. Gene Ontology annotation, cellular component: cis-Golgi network; SNARE complex; Golgi membrane. Bases 143 to 808 code for a protein of 221 amino acids. The transcript is spliced from 5 exons. Gene Ontology annotation, molecular function: SNAP receptor activity. Gene Ontology annotation, biological process: vesicle fusion; endoplasmic reticulum to Golgi vesicle-mediated transport.
UUUCACGAUUCUCCCACCGAACCAUUUUCUCUCUCUUCGCAGAUCUCCGAUCUGGCUUUCUCUCUGCACAUAAACCUUCGCUCGCUCGCGGUCCAGAAGAAUUGGAACAGACUGAAAAAGAUAAGAAUUCUACGUAAUCACCAUGGAUCCGCCGACUUCCUGGGACUCCCUACGGAAACAGGCACGAAAUCUUGAAGCACAGUUGGAUGAACAAAUGCAUACUUACAGGAAAUUGGUAUCGACGAAGAGCGAUGAUACUUCAAAUAAGGAUCUUGAGCCAAAUAUUGAUCAAUUAUUACAACAACUUCAGCGAGUAAUUUUGCAUAUGCAAGCUUGGGUGUCAUCUGGGGGUUCUGAAGUAUUAUCUCACACGUUGACUCGUCACCAGGAGAUUCAUCAAGAUCUUAGGCAGGAGUUUAAUCGACUGAGAUCUAGUCUUCAAGCAAAGAAGGAACAUGUUUCACUUUUGGAGGAUUUCAGGGAGUUCGACAGGACAAGAUUAGAUCUGGAAGACGGUGGUGCAUCACAAGAGCAAUCUUUACUUAAAGAACGUGCUACCAUCAGUAGAAGCACGGGGCAGAUGGAUUCGGUAAUUUCUCAUGCUCAAGAGACAAUGAAGACUCUCGUGUUCCAACGAUCAACAUUUGGUGGCAUCAACUCAAAGCUCAGCAAUGUCAGCAGCCGCCUACCAACAGUGAAUAGCAUUCUUUCUUCUAUCAAGAAGAAAAAGUCUAUGGAUACCAUCAUUUUAUCCUUAGUAGCUUCAGUUUGUGUAUUCCUGAUUUUGAUUUAUUGGUUAACAAAGUAGAAGGAAAAUUUGUGCGGUGAAAAAUGGUUGCAUCAGGAUCUUCUUCUUCAUUACAUCUUAUAUCACCAUAUCAUUGUAAGUAUCCUAUUGGAUUGUUAAUGAAUCUUGUUACUUUAACCGCGAUGAUGCGACCAAUAUAUGUUACAAUGUUUCUUAUA